GGAUAGACGAAAGAUGCCCCGUGUCUUGAAAAGUGCUCAGAUUCAGCGUUCACACUGAUGAUACAGAGACGAGUUGGCGCUCCGUCGCCGCUGGAACCGGCCGGUGAUGAACGGUUUAUUUCCAGAGAUGUAGCCGCGGCUGCACACCUCCGUUACUUGGAAACCGUCAGAGAAUUGCUGCGGAAAGUUUUUCUCUUCGGAUGGAAGAAGUUUUGAGACAAAGCGGUUUCCACGGGGCAGUUUUUCUCCACUGUGUCGUGAUGGUGGAGGCAGCCGGGCUCUGAGUGACACGAUGUCUUGGGGGGAGUUCAUCGAGCUCCGUGACCUGAGGGCGGACAGAGAGCAGAUAGAGCUGACACACGGCACACAUUCGCCCUGCUCACCUCCACGCCUCGAGAGAGCCAACGCCCUGAGGAUCAGCCCGGGGAAGGUGCCAGACCUGCUGAGCCGGGCGGGCAUCAUCAGAGUCCUGAGCAGCACCCAGGACCCCCAGGUCCCUGAGGAGAAGGGGGAGGGACACAACUUCCAGCCCUGCAGCCAUUCUCAGCCCACAUGGUGUGACCUGUGUGGAGACUUCAUCUGGGGCCUUUACAAGCAGAGCCUGCGGUGUGUCAAUUGUAGAUUCACGUGCCACUACCGCUGCCGUGCUCUGAUCCGGCUGGACUGCAGCUGGGACCGAGGCUCCGUGGCUGAGCACACAUUGGUAGUGGAGCACGCCAUAGAAACAGACACCAAUGUGGAUGAACAAAUUGAAUGGGGAAAGCAGGAGUUGACCACUGCAGAUAUUCAGCAGAAGGUGAAGGAAUACAACGCUCAAAUCAACAGCAAUCUGUUCAUGAACACGAACAAGGAUGGCUCCUACACUGGCUUUAUAAAGGUGCAGUUCAAGUUGGCCCGUCCUGUGUCAGUUCCACCUCCAAAGAAAGGAGGUCACGAUGCCGGAGGGAGGAAGGCUACCGGAGUGAAGCGUCGCACCUCUUUCUACCUGCCAAAGGAUGCGUCCAAGCAUCUCCACAUAAGCUCACGCACCUCUGCCCGUGAGGUCAUCGAGGUUUUGUUGAAAAAGUUCACAGUGGUGGAUAACCCUGGCAAGUUUGCUCUGUUUGAGCGUAGCGAGCGUCAUGACCAAGUUUAUGUUCGCAAGGUCUCUGAUAAUGAGAGUCCCCUCCGCCUGCGUCUGUGUACUGGGCCCAAUGAGAAAGUCCUCAGCUUUGUUCUGAAAGAGAAUGAAACUGGAGAAGUCAAUUGGCAUGCCUUCUCCAUGCCUGAGUUGAAGAACUUUGCGCGCAUGUUGCAGCGUGAAGAGGAGGAGCACGUCAAGCAGAUAGUGAAGCGGUAUGCUCUGGCCCGUGUGAGGAUGCGGGAGGCUCUGGCCGGCUCGACCCCCGGCUGAGACGACUCUGCGCUC
This is a messenger RNA of Anarrhichthys ocellatus (wolf-eel), 1408 nucleotides long. Its product is annotated as ras association domain-containing protein 1. Lineage: Eukaryota; Metazoa; Chordata; Actinopteri; Perciformes; Anarhichadidae. The transcript has 7 exons. Gene Ontology annotation, cellular component: microtubule cytoskeleton; nucleus. The record is from RefSeq and is a predicted model, not a curated record. The coding region runs from base 293 to 1393 and encodes 366 amino acids. Gene Ontology annotation, biological process: Ras protein signal transduction.